This is a messenger RNA of Debaryomyces hansenii CBS767, 2442 nucleotides long. RefSeq names its product exocyst subunit (gene SEC10). Gene Ontology annotation, biological process: Golgi to plasma membrane transport; exocytosis. Gene Ontology annotation, cellular component: cytoplasm; exocyst. Bases 1 to 2442 code for a protein of 813 amino acids. The transcript has a single exon. The record is from RefSeq and is a predicted model, not a curated record. NCBI's taxonomy places the organism in Eukaryota, Fungi, Ascomycota, Pichiomycetes, Serinales, Debaryomycetaceae.
AUGAGCUUCUCUAUAUACGACUUGGAUGAAGAUAUUCUCCAGCUACUCAAUCUUGAUAACUUUUUAGGAGGUUUAUCAGUUAAUGAUUUUGUUGAAGAGCUAAGUAAGGACCAUUUCUUGAAAGGUGCUGAAGUCAAUAAACUAGAAUAUUUAGAUCCUAAGCCUUAUAUAAGAACAUUUGAAUCAACAUUACGGGAGCUAAAGCAAUUGAAUAAUAGGGCUUUGGCUAAGAAUUCACAGGCUGAAAAGGAUGUUGAGGACUAUGAAUUAAAACACAGUGAAAAUGUGCUUGAACUUUCAUCCAAAGUGGACAGAAUAACCAGAAAAUUUGGUAGCUUGGACACCAAGAUAUCGGAAGUUUCUAAUAGAAUUGAUCCAUUAGGGAAUUCGUUAAACAAAAUCACCAAUUCAAGAGAUAGAUCAACAGAAACCAUAUUCUUGAUUAGAGCUUACCAUGGAUUUUAUACAAAGGAGAAAUAUGACCCUCUAGAAAAACUUAGAACCAGUAAGGUGUACGAAGAUAAAAUUAAAUGUGCCAAAACAGUUAGUAAUCUUCUUACGCUAGCAAAGAAAAUUGCAUCUCCAGAUUUACCGAAGACUGACCAUUGCGUUACUGUUAUAGAAAAGUUCAGUGAAACAAUGGAGAAAGAAUUGCUAAAGAAAUUUGACGUAUAUUAUGAAUGUGAUGAAUAUGAUAGAAUGAAGGAAGUUGCUAGUAUUUUGCAUCAAUUUAACGGCGGUGCUACAGUCGUACAAUUAUUUUUGAACAAACAUGACUUUAUGUUGGAUACAGAAAAUUUGGAUGAUAAUUCUUUACUUGACAAUGAGGCUAUUUGGAACAAAUUGUCAGAUCCUGAUUUCGGGGAAAAUAUCAAGGAUGAAUCCACAGAAGCAUUGCUUGAUGGGCUAAAAAUAUCAAUAAAAGGCCAAGCAAGAAUUGUUCAGCAGGUUUUUGAAGAUGCUACACCUGUAUUGAAAAUUUUUAUACAAAGAAUCUAUGCCCAAAUUAUUCAAAACAAGAUCAGUACACUUCUCCAGUAUUCUUUAUCAGUAAGUACAUUGGCUCAUGUUAGAGUUUUGCAUUCUUUGUAUGUAUUGGUUGGUGAUUUUACAAAAGACGUUAAAGAAUUUUUAACUACAAAUGAAUUGGAUAUGAGUAAUGAAUUGUGCCCUACAUUAGAUCAAUGUUAUUAUGAUUUAUUUAUUGAAUACACUUCCGAAAGCAUAUACUUCAACAGGGAGAAGAAAAAUUUGGAAGACACAAUCUACAGUAUUGUUCAGAAGUUUAAUACGUACAACGAAAAGGCAUUAUCUAACAAAUACUUAUCAACAAAGCUUGAAAAUUUGGAUAACUUAGAAUAUAAUGAGAAGGCUCCGCAGGAACAUCAUGAUAGAUUUAGUUUCCAUUUUUCGGAAAAGAAGAGGUUAAAUCAAUUUACAAACUUUAUGAAGACGCACUUAUCUGAACGCAAUGCAAGAAACUCAACUGAUUUUGAAAAACAUGAAGCCGAAAGUGAAAAAUAUUCUACAUUAAAUAUCAACGAGGUUGAGACAGUGAUAAAGUCUGCGGUUGAAUCAGUUGCCCGUGUGUUGGAAUUGGCUCCCAACAAAACACCAGAGUAUACUUUGGAAAUCAUAGAAAUACUACUUUUUGAUUUUGGUAAGCUUUACAUAAGUGCAGGGUUAGAGGUAGCAUAUGAUACACUCAAACAAGAGCUGUCAAACUCCAAGAUUAAUUCCAACCAGCCAAUAGAUUUAAGCUAUUUGAGUACAUUUAAAUUGACAAGUGAAAUUUUAUACCUAUUAUCAUCAUGCAUAAAAAAGAUAAUGCUACCAUGUGCUGUGAAUUCUCCUACUAUUAAAAAUCGAAUGAGCAGUUUGUCAAAUAGUUAUAUAUCACGAUGUGAAAUUUCCCUUAAUAUUAUUAUUGGUGAUACAAUUGCUAUGAUAUGUAACAGAGUUGCAUACUUGUUAACGAGACAGAAAAAGAAAGAUUUCCUAUGCGAGAAUAUUGUAGAGGAUGAUACUGAGGCAUGUGAGGAGGUAUCUGAAUUUUUAACUCAUUCACAUGAAAAGCUUGCAUUGUAUUUGAAUAAUUCCAACCUAACUAAUGUCUUGGUUAAAAUAGGAAUGAACUUCUUGAAUCAACUUUUGGAACAUUAUAAGAAAUUUGUGGUUAAUUCUACUGGAGGUAUUAUUUUAACAAAGGAUGUGAUUAGAUUUCAAUCUGUUAUUGAUGAAUGGCAAAUAAGCGAAUUAUCUGAGCAUUUUCUAUUAUUGAAGGAGAUUGGCAAUUUAUUUACAGUUCAUCCAAACUUAAUCAAUUCGUUGGUCACAGAGGGUCAAUUGGCAAAUUUAAAACCUUAUGCCAUAAGGCAGUAUAUUUCAAAGAGAACUGAUUUCAAUCCAAGCUACUUGGAAAAGUUUUUCAAUUUUAAAUGA